Messenger RNA from Gastrolobium bilobum, 2076 nucleotides. RefSeq lists its product as uncharacterized. The transcript is spliced from 7 exons. Gene Ontology annotation, molecular function: nucleic acid binding; zinc ion binding; catalytic activity. Bases 1 to 2076 code for a protein of 691 amino acids. The record is from RefSeq and is a predicted model, not a curated record. Lineage: Eukaryota; Viridiplantae; Streptophyta; Magnoliopsida; Fabales; Fabaceae.
AUGUUCCAAAAUGGACCUUGGGUAGUCACUCAACAUUACCUAGUAGUUCAACGAUGGAGACCCCUUUUUGAUCCAUAUAAGGAAGAGGUGAGGAAGCUAGCCAUCUGGUUGAGGAUUCCGAGUCUUCCCAUAGAGCUAUAUUCUACACAACACCUAUGGAAAAUCGGAAACCUCUUUGGAAGGAUGCUGAAAAUCGACAGAAGCUCUCUGAGAAAAAAUGAGAUAGGGGAAGGGGAGAUAACGGAGAAGGUGCGUUUCGCGCGUAUAUGUGUGGAAGUAGAUAUGAGAAUGAGCUUCCUCUCCAAGUUCAACAUAAGAGGAAAUUUUUUCCAAAUAGGGUAUGAGGGCUUACACUUGAUCUGCUUCGAUUGUGGUAUGUAUGGCCAUCGUAAAGACCAAUGUAUGCACUCUACUGCUAAAGCGCAGCAACCGAAGGACAAGCCAAAAACUGGUCCAAGCCAAAAUCCCAGCCAUACCCAGCAUGCCCACAACGUGGACGAGGAGCCUAUUGCUUUUGGGGAGUGGAGGGUGAUUAAGAAAAAUACCAAAUCCAGACGUCUGAAAGCUGUUCCCGAAUCCUUGUCCGUCGAGGAAGACAAACCAGCUCCGGCAACGGUGGUGAGGAGAAACUCCAUCCAUCGAAGCAAGGACCCUCAUACUAGGAAACAGGAGGUGGGAAUCAGAGUAUCACAGGGCACAGGUAAUGCCAAUUUGGUGCAACAUGUGGUAAAGCAUCAACCUGACAAGCCUAUAGCUCAGCUGGAGGCUGCAACUUUGUCUCUUUUUAUUUCUCCAAAAGAGAAAAAAGUAGAAAGCACUACUUCAGGUCCUAAGGUCAAACACAAGCAACCUAGGAGGGCGCCAAAGCCGUAUGCUUCACCUCAGGUGUCAGGCUCAAGACGCAGCAGUACUACAGACAAAAAACCCUUUGUAGGGGGAUCUGUUUUGCCUCCAACCGUAACAGCUGCAGAGGAUACGAGGAUGCUACUUGACCCAACAGAAAAGGCUGCCAUGAUUGAAAAGGAAAAAGAUAUCCUUAAUAUAAUGAAGUUAAUGUCAUUUGAGCAAGAUAGCCAACUUCUGAAUAGAACCCUAGAGGUGAUGGGUAGAGGUGUUAAUAAAAAAGGUUUUGCUAGCCUAAUUCUUGAUCUUAAGUAUAGGUUCAGGAUUAAGCGGCAAGAGGCAGUUGGGUUUUCUGGGGGCAUUUGGGUUCUUUGGGAUGAGGUUGACACCUCCAUCCAAAUCCUUCACUCUCAGCACCAACUGGUGCAUGUUAAAGUCAGAUACAAGGCUUCCACAAUGGAAGAGAUGGCCACAUUCAUUUAUGCGAGCCCCAGCAGAUUGGAUAGGAAAAAGCUAAGGGAUGAUCUCUGCAACAUUGCUUCCACUAUUUCUUUUGAAUCCUGGAUGAUCCUUGGUGACUUCAAUGCCAUGCUGCUACCGAGACCCGAGUUCACUUGGAAGACGAAUAACCUACCGGAGAGACUUGAUAGAGUUUGUGUGAAUGAGAGGUGGAACAUUACCUGGCCUGAUAAGGAAGCUGUUGAUCUUCCAUACUACUCUUCUGACCAUCGCCCUAUAAUCCUUGGGAACCCCAGCACCACAAACCAGGAUGGCAGCAAAUCGUUCAGGUUCUUGGCCUCGUGGUUAACUGAUGAUAGCUUUGACGGCGUUGUGGCUAGAAGAAGGAAUAAAAUCACUACCAUCAAGAAUGAUGAUGGGACUUGGCUCUCUAAUCCUCAAGCCAUCAUUGAUUAUACAAUGGAUUAUUUCUCUAAGCUGUACUCAUCCGAGGAUAGUGACCUUGAUGAGUUUCCCAUCAGAGGAGCCUUCAAUAAGCCUAACAUGGAAGAACAUAAAGUGAAGGAGAUCAACCAAACCCUUAUUGUGUUGAUCCCGAAAGUAGACAACCCGGAGAACCUUAACCAGAUGCGGCCCAUCAGUCUUUGUAAUGUGUCCUACAAGAUCAUCACGAAACUGAUUGCCAGUCGUCUCAAGCAGCACAUGCAGAAUGGAUCUCCCCCAACCAGUGCAGCUUCGUUGCAGGCAGAAAUGGUAAUGACAAUGUCAUUAUAG